Daldinia childiae is the source of this 1620-nucleotide messenger RNA. Its product is annotated as DNA polymerase subunit delta-2. Gene Ontology annotation, cellular component: delta DNA polymerase complex. Gene Ontology annotation, biological process: DNA replication; DNA strand elongation involved in DNA replication. The transcript has 4 exons. Bases 1 to 1620 code for a protein of 539 amino acids. The record is from RefSeq and is a predicted model, not a curated record. NCBI's taxonomy places the organism in Eukaryota, Fungi, Ascomycota, Sordariomycetes, Xylariales, Hypoxylaceae. Gene Ontology annotation, molecular function: DNA binding.
AUGACUACGAUAGAUGAUAUCCCCGGAAACUUGCUCCGGAAGCCUUCGGGCGAGACGGGGGAUGAGCUCCAAAGAGCUCCUUCAGAUUACAAGUCACUGCACUCCUUCAGGCUUGAUAAGGAUAAGCCGUAUAAGCAACAAUUUGCCGAUAUGUAUUUCCUGCGGCUAACUAAAAUCAAGCCUGCUGUCGAGCAGCUCGCAUCUGCUGCUUGGGAUAACCAGGUUAUGGUUAUUGGUGAGGAGCCGGUGAGGAAGGCGGAACGGGUGUUAGAUAUUCGACAGGGCGAGUUCUGUUGGGUCUCGGGCACCGUCUACAUGGAUAUGCCUUUAAAACCCAAUAUCCUCGAGGAUGUCUCUAAGGAUCGAUGGCUCUCAGCCCCCAUCUCAAACAAAAAAUACUACUCAGACGAUGGCUCCGACGCUAUCACCCUAGAAGACGAGUCCGGCCGCAUACGCCUCGUCGGCAACGUGCUUAACUCCGUACUCCUUGUGACUGGAUGCAUCAUUGCCGUCAUGGGUACCGAGAACGCGAACGGCGAGCUCGAAGUCAUGGACCUGAAAUUCCCAGAUCUGCCCCCGCAACCGGAACGCCGGGCGUUAUUUAAGUCGCCCGCAGGCGCCAAAAGUGAUGCUACAAAGGGAAAAACCAAAACCAAAGCCAAAGCCAAACCUAAAGACGAAAAUACCAAGAUAACAGACGCCGAGACGACAGACACCGAGAUGACAGACGCCGAAAUAAGAGAGGCCGAGAUGAUAAUCGCCGAUACCAAAGCCAGCGGGCCCAAAAUCGCUAUCGUGUCCGGCCUAGGCUUCUCCGGCAGCGACGCCUCACACGCAAUUGAGCUAAAUCUACUCCUCGAGUUCCUACUAGGCGAGUCACUCGACCCCUCGGCGCAACAAGAGGUAUCCCAAAUAAGCCGGCUGAUCAUCGCGGGUAACUCCAUCUCCCUCGAGGAGCGACGUCCCGGCGCCGACGAAGACCUAACCGACAAAAAAGCACACAAAAAGUACGGCUACGACAGCAGCGCAUACAACGCCUUGCCAUCCCAACUCCUCGACGAGUUCCUCUCCGCAUUACUACCCUCGAUCCCCGUCACCCUACUCCCCGGGGCCCAGGACCCCGCCAACGCGAGCUUCCCGCAGCAGCCCAUCCACCCGGCCAUGUUCCCGCUCUCGCGCCCCUACACGGCACCGCCUACGGCUACGGAUGCCGAGCCCGGCUGGUUCGACAGUGUGACGAAUCCGUGGGAGGGUGAGAUUGACGGUUGGCGGGUUCUCGGGACGGGGGGCCAGAAUAUCGAUGAUAUAUUCAAGUACGUCGAUAGCAAUGAUCGGCUGGGCAUGAUGGAGGCGACGUGUCGGUGGAGAUGCAGUGCGCCGACUGCGCCUGAUACGCUAUGGAGCUACCCCUUCCAAGACGACGACCCAUUCGUCAUGCAAACAUGUCCGCAUCUAUAUUUCGCCGGCUGCCAGCCCGAGUUCGGCACCAAAGUCAUACAAGGCCCAGAAGGGCAAACAGUGCGGCUCGUUUCCGUGCCGUCCUUUGCAGAUACCCAAGAGAUAGUGCUGGUGGAUACCGAGACCUUAGACGUCACCAAGGUCAAGAUUGCUACGGUCUAG